Molecule: messenger RNA, 1594 nt
Organism: Nanorana parkeri
Lineage: Eukaryota; Metazoa; Chordata; Amphibia; Anura; Dicroglossidae
Gene: ARSA
Product: arylsulfatase A
Exons: 8
Coding region: 50-1558 (502 amino acids)
Molecular function (GO): arylsulfatase activity
Source: RefSeq, a predicted model, not a curated record
GUGCAGGCAUGGUAAGAGAACUCUAACAGAAGGAAGAAGAGCUCUUAACAUGUACCCCUGGAUACUUCUCAUAGCAGGCUUCCUGCUCAGCUCUGCUGAUGCAUCUACUGGAACCCCAAACAUCAUCCUGAUAUUUGCUGAUGAUAUGGGCUAUGGAGACCUGGGUGUCUAUGGGCACCCCACUUCCCACACCCCCAAUCUGGACUCUAUGGCUGCCAGAGGACUACGCUUUACAAACUUCUACGCCACAGGGGCAGUGUGCUCACCUUCCAGGGCCAGUCUCCUAACAGGUCGCUUCCAAACUCGCUCUGGAGUGUACCCUGGUGUGUUCUACCCCAGCUCAGUUGGAGGUUUGCCUCUAAGUGAGGUUACCAUUGCUGAGGUACUGCAGUCACGUGGUUAUGUCACAGCCAUGGCAGGCAAAUGGCACUUGGGCCUCGGGCUGAAUGGGACGUUCCUGCCCACUCGACAAGGGUUUCAGCACUUCUUGGGAGUUCCCUAUUCCCAUGAUCAGGGCCCCUGUCAGAACUUAAUAUGCUUUCCUCCAGACAUCCGUUGCUAUGGAACAUGUGACUUUGGUGAAACUCUUUUGCCCGUGUUUAUUGAUGAGGAGAUCCUGCAGCAACCAGUAAACUUUACUGAACUUGUCCCUCUGUAUGAGGAGUUCAGUAAAUCAUUUAUGCAGAAAGCAGUUGAAGAGAAUAAACCCUUCUUUCUCUACUAUGCCGCACAUCACACUCAUUAUCCACAGUUUGCAAGUGCUCGCUAUACAGGACAAUCUAUAAGAGGAAAGUAUGGAGAUGCAUUGCUGGAAUUUGAUGGAACAGUAGGAGAUCUGAUAAAGACGGUGUGGGAUUUGGGAAUUCAAAACAACACACUCUUCAUCUUUACCUCUGACAAUGGGCCUGAAACGAUGCGCAAGGAAAGAGGUGGUACCUCUGGACUCUUAAAAUGUGGCAAAAGUACAACAUACGAGGGAGGCCUAAGAGAACCUGCAAUAAUGUACUGGGAAGGAACAAUAAAACCAGGAGUUACCUCUGAGCUGGCCAGCAUACUGGACAUUUUGCCCACAGUAGCAGCCUUGACAGGAGGCAGUCUUCCCAACGCUACAUUGGAUGGAUAUGAUCUGAGUAAACUGCUCCUUAAGUCUGAGAAAAGUCCAAGGAACACCUUUUAUUACUACCCACCCAAUAUUGAUCCAAACCGUGGCAUCUUUGCUCUGAGAAUGGGGAAAUACAAGGCCCACUUCUAUACUCAGGGAGCAUUUCAUAGUGAGACAACUCCAGAUCCAGACUGCCACAUAACAGCACUGUUGACUGCACAUAACCCACCUCUCCUGUUUGAUCUUGAUAUGGAUCCUGCAGAGAACUACAAUUUGUUAAAGCCGUUCAUUCCCAAGGACCUGGAACCUAUUUUGGCAGAAAUCCUGAGCGAGCGUGACAGAUUCCAUACGAAUAUGAAUUAUGCACCAAGUGAAACCAACAAAGGCAAGGAUCCAUCACUAAGGCCAUGCUGUAACCCAGAAUGCACUCCUAAACCAAGCUGCUGCCAUUGCUAACUUUCAGAUGGCCUUUAAUAAAGAUGCAGUGCCUUU